UUUUUAGUUUUUAAUGUCUUUUCAAACACAAGUUCUAUUGUAUGAUCUGCUUAUCCAAUAGCUUAGCAUAGCAUGGAGUGAGAGAUUUCCAUUAUCCAUGGAUGACAUGACAUCAUUUUUGCAGAAUUUGAAUUAUGUUUUUGUGCUGUGAAAUGGUGUAAGACCCUUCUUCUCACUUUUCAGUUCUCACUCUCAUAGCUCCUCACUUGCAUUACCAAUGGCUCUGGGUGGUUUGCUUUCCAACACAAACUUCACUUCUUUCAUUGGACCAGGAAAUUUAUAUCAUUUGGGAAAGGAUCUAUCACCUCAAAGAGGGGACAUUUCUUGUGCAUUUGUUGCACGUUAUGGUGGCCAGAAUGCAAAGGAUUAUUUCUCAAGAUGCUGGCAUGGGAUGCGUUUUCAUGCUAGAGAACCUUUGAAUGAGAAAGUUUCAAAACUAAUACCAACAUUUGAAGAUGAAGUGCAGCGUUGUUCUUCAAUAUCGCAGAGACCUAUUCACUGCAUGAACAUGAAACUAAACGCCAGCAGAAGAUGUCACUACUCCCUCUCUUCAGAUCUCUAUAGCUGUAGCCUUAUUCAACGAAGAGCAGUAUAUGGACUGGGUUUAAACAAAGUUGGUAAGGCUAAUCCGGCUUGUGUUCAUUACAAGUCUGAGGAUUAUGAUAUUACAGAAUCAGAGGUCAAUCCUCUUGCAUCAGCUGAAGGGACAGGUGAAGCCAUUCUCUUGGAAGGGAAUGUUCCACAAGUAUCUUCUUGGUGGCAGAAGUUUCCAAAGCGUUGGGUUGUUGUGUUGCUAUGUUUUGCAGCAUUUCUGCUGUGCAACAUGGAUCGUGUGAAUAUGAGUAUAGCAAUACUUCCAAUGUCUCAAGAAUUUAAGUGGAACAGUGCAACAGUUGGCCUAAUUCAGUCAUCUUUCUUCUGGGGCUACCUUCUUACACAGAUCCUUGGUGGCAUAUGGGCCGACAAACUUGGUGGGAAACUAGUGCUAGGUUUCGGAGUUGUCUGGUGGUCAAUGGCAACAAUUUUAACACCUAUUGCUGCAAGAAUUGGGCUCCCUUGUUUGCUUAUUAUGCGUGCAUUUAUGGGGAUCGGUGAGGGUGUUGCCAUGCCUGCUAUGAAUAAUAUGCUUUCCAAGUGGAUUCCAGUUUCAGAGAGAAGCAGAUCACUGGCCCUAGUAUAUAGUGGCAUGUACCUUGGUUCGGUGGUUGGCUUGGCAUUUUCACCGUUACUAAUCCAAAAAUUUGGGUGGCCAUCAGUUUUUUACUCUUUUGGAUCCCUUGGAAGUAUCUGGUUUGCCUUGUGGUUAAGAAAUGCAUAUAGCUCCCCAAAAGAUGACCCAGAUCUUGGGAUAGAGGAGAAAAGGCUCAUACUAGAAGGCAAUGUAUCAAAUGCACCUGUUUCUUCCAUUCCUUGGAAAUUAAUUUUAUCAAAAGCACCGGUUUGGGCUCUUAUAAUCUCCCACUUCUGUCACAAUUGGGGGACUUUUAUUCUUCUGACCUGGAUGCCUACUUAUUAUAAUCAGGUUCUGAAGUUCAACCUCACUGAAUCUGGGCUCUUAUGUGUUCUUCCAUGGUUAACCAUGGCUGCUUUUGCAAAUAUUGGUGGGUGGAUUGCUGACACACUUGUGAGAAAAGGCGUCUCCAUAACAACUGUUCGAAAGAUCAUGCAAUCAAUAGGAUUUCUGGGUCCUGCAUUUUUUCUUUCUCAACUGAGCCAUGUCAGAACACCUGCCAUGGCUGUACUAUGCAUGGCGUGUAGUCAGGGAUCUGAUGCAUUCUCACAAUCUGGUCUCUAUUCCAAUCACCAAGAUAUUGGACCCCGCUAUGCUGGUGUAUUGCUUGGACUAUCAAAUACGGCAGGAGUGCUUGCUGGUGUAUUUGGUACAGCUGCAACUGGUUUAAUACUCCAGCGAGGUUCUUGGAAUGAUGUUUUUAAGGUUGCUGUUGCUUUGUACAUAAUAGGGACAUUGGUGUGGAAUAUCUUUUCUACUGGAGAGAAAGUUCUUGACUGAAGAUUACAUGCCAAGGAAAGUGUAGCCUUUUUAGCCAUUGAAAUAUAGAAACGGAUGGAACAGUAAUCAGAUUACCAAACAUGUCUUGGAAGAUUAAACACCCUAAAAAAUUGGAAAAGAAAGAGACACCAUGGAAGUUUUCACCAUAAACCAUGGCCUUUGAUAAAAUAGUGUCUCCAAGAAGAAAUCUUGGAUUAAUUUUGCUCCUUUUCCUCGACACUUCUCUACAGUGAGUUUGUUUCUAAAAUGAGUAAGUAAAGGUACCCUUAUAUUUUAGUAAGGUAAGCUUAGAAUACACUUUAAAUUAAGUCAAUAUUAGAUACAUUUUUACUUGCUUACUUUAUAGCCAAACUCAGUAAUAAACUCACUUUACUGGUCCUUUUCCCUUUUGCCCAUGCCUUUGUUCCAUGAACUCAAAUGCUUUAUGUAUAGAAAGUCAGUGGGCUGUUUCCUCAUGUCAAACCUCAUCUAAGCAAUCACAAGCUCAGUAUAUACAUGUUAAUUAGAUUAUUCAGCUAUUUAA
This is a messenger RNA of Vigna angularis (adzuki bean), 2534 nucleotides long. Its product is annotated as ascorbate transporter, chloroplastic. NCBI's taxonomy places the organism in Eukaryota, Viridiplantae, Streptophyta, Magnoliopsida, Fabales, Fabaceae. Bases 218 to 2011 code for a protein of 597 amino acids. Gene Ontology annotation, molecular function: transmembrane transporter activity. The record is from RefSeq and is a predicted model, not a curated record. The transcript has 11 exons. Gene Ontology annotation, biological process: transmembrane transport.